Messenger RNA from Rotaria sp. Silwood2, 1146 nucleotides. The record is from the annotation of a GenBank genome assembly. Lineage: Eukaryota; Metazoa; Rotifera; Eurotatoria; Philodinida; Philodinidae.
AUGUCGAGAAAUACAUUAUUACUAUUCAUUAUUUUUUAUUAUUGUAAUGCUGCUCCGUCAACAUCAUGGUCAAUAAGAAUACCAUUUACCAAUGGCACUCGACAUAUUAUAUAUAUACCUCUUCCAUCAGCAAUUUCAAGAGAAAAAAUAAAUUAUUCUCCUUUAUCAUGUGAUAAUUGCUUUUAUUUUCGUACACUGAACGCAGGAAGUCGAAUGGUAAUUGAACCUUGUGGUGGAUCUGAAUGUGUUGCAAUAAUCAAAAGUCCUAACUUACGAGAAAUUCAACCAAGUAAAAACUAUGAUUUUGAACAAUGUGGAGUAAUUAGUAAAAAAGAUUAUUCAAUUGUAAAUAAAGCAUUACAAUUAAAAGUAAGCACAAGUGUUAAAAACACUUUACGUCCAGCUGAAUAUCCUUGGCUUGUUCGUAUAGAAAGUCGUUCGGAUGCUUUAUCACGUACAGUAACACUCUGUGGUGGAACACUUAUCCAUCCACAAUGGGUCAUAACAGCUGCUCAUUGUAUGUUUGAUAGUAAGAAAAAUAGUCUUUAUACAACCAGUGGUAUUGAUUUAUAUAUGGGUCAUUAUGAUCGCACAAGUAGUAGCUUAAAUGAACAUAAAGCAAAACCUAUUUUAUAUUUGAUUCAUCCAAAAUUUCGUAUUAGUGUUUCAUCGCCAGCACCAGUACACGAUUUAGCAUUAAUUAAAUUAGAAAAACCUGUACCCUUAUCACAUUCAAUAGGUGUUGCCUGUUUACCAGAGCAAGCAGAUAAAUUAGGUGAUGGUACAUUGGCAUUUACAGCUGGUUGGGGUCAUGCAUCACCAGAUUCAACAGCUGUCAAUGAACCUCGAAAAGCAAGAUUAAAAAUAGCACCGAGAUCAUGUCGAAAAUUAAUGAUUAAUCCUAGUUUACAUAUAUGUGGAAGAAAUGAUCGCGGAAAUAAUAUUUGUAGUGGAGAUUCAGGUACUGGUUUAAUGGUACGUGCUGGUACUAAACAAAAUAGAAAUAGAACACAAUGGAAAUGGUAUAUAUUUGGUGUAGCUAGUUAUGGCCUUGAAGAAUGUUCACAAAGUGUUAAUCAUGAUAAUGCAUUUGCAUCUAUUCCAACUGAUAUUGACUGGAUACAUGAAGUUCUAGAUAAAUAUUAA